GUGAUACCUACUGUGCCCCCACACCACUAGUCCACAAAGUGCCCUGCGGCCUGUAGACUCGAGCAUAAUCAUGACUCCUCCAUACAUUUGAAGCUACUUGAAGCCUCUUUAACCAAAUAAAACAGAAAUGAAUAAUUCAACAGGCCUUCCACCUCCAUUUUUUUUUCUUGUUGCCGGUGGGGGUGGUUUGGGAAACGUUGCCAUGGAAACACAGACGCGGAUAAUCUGCUAGUGAAGUCCUCCCCGAUUUAGCACGGUGAAUGUACAAGAAUUCCGGCGAAAAUUGCGCAGCAUUUGACUAUCCAUCCUAAUACAGCCCCAGGGGACACGGUCGAGAGACAAGAGAAAUGAGCCGAUAUCGACCCAGACAGGGCAAAAGUAGCUUUGACAUGGCUCAAACUGAUAGCAGAACGGUCCCCAGUGGAAAGGUGUACAGGCAACUCUUCGACGCGCAGGUGCAGCUGUCAAGGUCUCUGCUGGCCACAUGGAAAGAUCAGAUCGUGCAGAGUAACACACAGUGCAGUACAGCCAGCAGUGAAAAAGAACUGGUUGACACUGAUGACAGUGAGGAUGUUAGCGGACUCCCUGACAUUCUGGUAACCAGUAGUUAUAGUUCAGAUGUCAUUGAGUGUAUGUCAAAGAAGAAAAUGACAAAGCACCAAGAAACACUGCACCAGCUGGACACAGAGCUGAUCUUCAUAUCUAAGCUGUUUGAGUCACAUGCAAGGGAAAACAGUGAGAAACUACUGAGUUCCCUGCGAGAGGCUGACCUGAGACUAGACAAACUGACUCACCAAAUGAAACAGGCUGAAGAAAUGAAUUCACACAGUCUACAGGACAUAUGUUCUCUGUGGGAGGAGGUGGAGAAGGAGGUGAAGCUGAAAAAGACCAGAAUCGUGGAGUUUUACUGUAAAAUGUGCCAGUCUGAAAUGCAGAGGACUCUUCAGAUUCAAGCUGUGCUGAAGAACCACUGUGGUCUGCUGGAGAAGAUCAGCUUCUUGCCCCUGUUUGACAUCCAACGGCUGCUUCACUCCAAGGCAACUAUGCUAAACCAGUCUUUGUUGGCUAACCGGCGCUAUUUAUGCCAGCUGCACUUGCACCUACUUGUGGCAAAUCUACAGGGAGCGUCAGUGCUCCAUCAGCGCUGGGAGGACUGUGUGGAACAGUGGAGGAGCAGCAGAAUUCAGCAGAUUAUACAGCACUUUAAUGAAUUAUGCAGCAAGGACUUGGAUGAAGGACUGUUCUUUGAGCAGCCAGAGAUUCAUAAAAUCCACCAGAGUCUGAGAGAAGUGAAUGUCAGACGCUGUGAGACUGUCAUGAACCUGAGUUCACUGGUCCCGCUCACCUGUACCUCUAUUCUGGUGUCUGAUUGGUUUGACCAGGUGAAAAGCUAUAACCAUCAAAUUGAUGGGCUCCAUGGUGUCCUUGUGAAGUGCAUCCGCAACUGCUAUGACCAGAUCUGGCAGAAGCAACUUGAGGAGGUUCACCGUUGUGAGAAUUCUCUCCGGGAUCUGCAACUCUCAGAAGCUCAGGUCACUAACAUUGUACAGUCCCACCUCUUACCUCUUAUUGGUAAGAGUCAGAGCAAAUCUGACGAGGAACUGGCUGCUUUUGAUGUAUGCUGUGACUCUGUGAGCCGCCACAGUCUCUCAUUAAGCAACUCAGUGUUUGGAUUAAUGCACCAGGCAUCAUUUCUGUGGGAGGAACACUGCUCCAGGCUCAAAAAUAUAGAAACAAAAGUCCAGCAAGAUGUGGAGGAUUUGAGGCACUUGCAGAAGGAACAGUUACAGACAAAAACACUCCACUUGGAUGAGCAGCUGAGUAUACUGCGACAAGAGAGCAAUGAGGAGGCCCUGACCAUGUCUCUGGACAAAGUGCUGCUGUGGCUACAAGAGCUCCAUGACAGCUGUAGACAGAAUCUGUUGGAUCAGAACACUGUGUUGGACAGACUUCCUGCUCUGUAUCUACUGGAGCUCCAGAACUACAGCAGCGGCCUCACUGCAUUCUUCCACCUCAGCAGCACCUAUAGGCCGAGCCUUGAUGAAUUUGGCCCAGAAUUCAGGGAAGUAGACUCCACUAUAGGAGCUUCUACCACUCUAGACAAAAAGAUUAAGGGGAUGAACACUGGUGCUGCACAAGAUCAGGUCGACAAAGGGCUCCUGGAUCUCAUGGACAUGAACAGUUCAGAGGAGUUUAUCUCAUCAAGAGGCUUCACCUACAAUGGGCCCCCCUUCAAAUGCCAAUCCCCUGAAUUCAAUCAGUCUCUGAGGAACACACAGCUAGUUGUGUUUCCUGUUGCACUGCUCUCUCAGACACUCAACAGAGUGAGGAGCUCAUAUGUGGACCACAUGGAGCAGCACUUCCAUGAUGGUGUCCUCUCGACCCUUUCUCUGCUCUCACACCUAAGACAGGAGGCGCUAAUUGAGCAGAAUCUCAAGCUGCAGCAGCUCAGUGCCCAGCAUGUCCAGCUGCACAUCUUCCAGCCACGUCGAGCUGAGCUACGGCUGCACAUAAAGCAAGUGGACUUUCACUGCAAAAAAGUGUCACACACUCUAUUCUCCCUUAACACUGAUCUGAAGGAGCUCCAGGAGUGUUUGGGCAAGAAGAACCAGACCUUUUUGAGUACUGUGUCUAGCUUGGAAAGCAGCCUUCGGUCUGUGGAUAGCCUUCAGCGGUUGGAGACCCUCAGCUCCAUACUGAAGGAGAAUCUAAAGAAUCACAUAGCAGACACCCAAAUAUCUCAGACCAACUUCAGAAAAAAUUUACAAGUUCAACUGGAGCAGCUCAAACAGGCCACUUCACAGCUGCUCCGUUCCUUCAGGCUUUUUAGUGAAGGAGGGGACUUUACACCUUUUGAGAUCAAAAUGUUUCAGAAGAGACUGAAGAAAGAAAUCAAAAAGAUUAAUGUGGAGGAAGAGUCCAUCUUUGUUCAGCUGGAGGCCUGCCACUCCAGCAGUUUACAAGAGGUCAGGGAGGUGUACAGUCUGCAGGAAAAGCUGAUCUCCCUCAAGUCUGAGUUCAUGUUUGUGGAAAAGACCCAGAACAUCCUCCGCAGCAUUCAAAUCAAGAUCAAGUCUGUGGCUGCCACCAGCAAUCAGCAGCAGUCUGACAUAAGCUGCAAGAUUCAAGAGCUACAGAUUCUUCUGGAAGACAGAGAGGUAGAGGUGUGCCAAGCCCAGGUGUUCUCCACCCUCUCCAUCCUCAGUCAGAUGCUUCACCAACAGGCUCAAUAUCUUCACUUUACCACGGACUCAGAAGAGUGCCCUCUGCAAGAGGACAGCUCUCUGUCAGCAUCCCUCUCAUCCUUCACCUCUGCAUUGCAGCCCUAUGGCUUGGGAAGUGGACUGCAUAAUGACCCUCUCCUGGGCCUCAUAGAAACUCUAAACAGAGCACCGCCUCCCCCUGAGGCAGAGCCCAGAGGACGAGCAGGUCAGAGCGCUGCACCUAUUUGGAAGAGAGAAGACUGUCCUGCAAUGAGGAGAGGAGGCAGAGCAGUCCGAGUGGACUGGAGGCUGCAGAUGUUUGGGCCUAAACCGGAACCCGGGCAGGAUAUCUCUUUCAGAUCCAAAGUCGGUGCACUGCUGUGGGAGUCCAGUGAUGUUCUGAUGCUCACUGCUGAGGAUUUCUACCACAGCCGCCCUGGUGUCAGUCAAUUCCUGCUGGUUCCUGACAGUUUGGAGCAGUGGGUUGACAACAUGCAACAAAGACUUCUGGGAUACCUUGAGCAGUCAAAGAGUUUCCUAAGCUCCAGCAAGAAAGAGUUUGUGAAACAUCUGUCUAUAUUAGAACAAGUAUGUCAGAAGUUACCUGAAUUGCUCAUUCAUAUACAUGAGCAUCAGCACCAGGAGAAACUCAGGGGUGAGAUGGACAACAUUAGGCAGGAGUUAGACCAGACUGUGGCAGAAAGUGAGACUGAAAAGAGUGAUAUUGUGUGUCAGCUGCGGGUCUGUAUGAGCAGUGAGGCUCUGCAGUCACUCUUGCUCAGAGAACAGCACCGCCAACAAGCGCUCUACAGGGAGAUCAACAGUUCUGCCAUAGCUCAGAAGGAGUGUUUGCAGAUGGCUGGAGAGGACUUUGUGACAUCUCUGGCCUCUCUGACAGAACAGCUGCUGGCUCUACUGGACCUGCUGGUUACAGCUGAUGAAGUAAAGACAGCCUCACAGCACUCUGAAAACACAGAUGACACAGCACUUAGGCCACAUACUGGCAAAAGAACCUGGAAAGGCAUCCCAUAUUUUGCUUCUUCAGUUGUUACCAAGGCAACUACUCCCAUCACUACAAAUAAGUGCACCCGUGGACAUGAGCUGGUUAUACUGGAAAGGGAUGUCACUUUCAAGAGGUUUAGAGAGAUGUACAGAGGUGAGCUGAUGCGUCUGGACUCUGACAAACACAAGAAACUGGGAGAAGUGGAAAAGUGGAAUGAACACUGGAGUCAUCAGCUGGACACACUGACACAUACACUCAACUAAAAAUGCAAACACAGCAUUAUCCACUCUGCAUCCAUUGAACUACCCAUAAUGUUCUCAAUACUGCACCCAAACCAUUAAAUACUAGCUUUGUGUUGCAAAGCGCUUUGUGUUGCAUUUUUUCUAUAAAAAGCACUUUAUAAAUAAAGCUUGAUUGAUUGAUUGAUAGACAUAUCAGAACAGUGAGAAAGGAUGACACAGCCACAACAAAUGGACACACUUUAAGCAGAAAAGCAUAUAUAUUACUUAAAUUAAUAAUACAUUUGAAAAAAUGGUACACAAGAAGAGUAUUGAUGUAUUAGAUUACUUAAUGUACAGGAUUACUGAAUAAAUGUAUAUUCACCCUUAUGCUAUAUUUCCUGCUCUUCCAGUAUUUAUACCACAUCUUGAAUCAUAAAUAGCCAUAUAAUAUUGUGCAUUUUAAAUAGUAACUACUAUAACCAUAAAAUUAUGACAUCUUUACAUACAAUAUUCUGCACAUACAUUUAUUUUUUCUUUUCCUUUAGUUUUCUGAAGCCAAUUUCUGGAUGUCUUUAAACACACACAUUGUACACAUUGACCACUGGCUUCUUUCUUUAAAUAUUACAAGAUAUUAAGUUGAGGGUCCCAGACACUCACACUGUAAAAGAACUCUUCAGUCGGGGGGGCGGUCAAUGUGCAUUCCCUGACCCACCUUUCCUCCUCUGUCGGCUCUUCACCAGCUCUAACACUUUAUCCAGCUCCAGUGGCUGUUUGGAAGUAGUUAGUUUGUCUGUGUUGCUGAAGAUGUUCUUGAAGACCUUUAAAUGCUCCUCUAGCCCGCGUUUGAGCCACAUGACCUCAUCCUGAAGCCGGGGGUCCUUCUGUUUGCUGCUGUUCUGCUUCUGCUCAAUGCUCUCCACUCUGUGCUCUAGCUUCUCCACUGCCUGCUCCAGCUUCCACAGGUCACUGCCAUCUAUGAGCUGAGGCCUGAGGAGGCUAUGAUGCUCCCUGGCCGGGCCCCUCCUGCCGCUGAUGUUGUCGUCACUUGUGAGCCAGUCGGUUAAAGCGUGUGGGUGUGAGGAUGGCUGAUCAGCAGCUGGCACUUCUUCUUCUUCAUCUUCAACUUCUGAAUGGGUAAAUAUCAGGUUUAAUAAAGAUAAGUGUUUGUAACUAGUUUUACACAUUUGCACAACAUUUUCAACACCUCAGUUAUAUGUAAACAUGUGCUUUUUAUUUUUAGAUUAUGCUGUUUUAACUUAACUGUAGUUAGCUGUGUGUUUUAUACAAUGUUGAUGUUCUUACCUGUACUUUGUUUUGUGAGAUGUGCAAUACUAUGAUUGUGCACACUCAGCUGCUCCUCAUGCUGUAUUAGGUGCUUCUUUAAGGACGGAAUAGAGUAUGCCUUUUGGUCGUGAAUGGGCAAGUCCAAGAACUCAAGAACCUCCUCUCCCAGUAAUAGUUCUAGCACAUCACUGUGGCGGAUGGCGUCUUGGAGAAGGGAAUUGAAGGAUUCACGCAGGUGCUGGUUGUCCAGGGUGCGUUGUGCUUCUGUAUGUUGAAGCUCUGUGACCUGAGCCUGCCACUGCUGCAGAGACCAGCUCAAAUCAGCCACGCUGUGCUCCACUCUUCUGGUGCGGUUUUCCUCCAAAGCCCAAGAGGAUUUCAGCUAAAGGAGCAAACACAAGGUUUUGAGAUGGAGUUCAGCUGCAAUAAAAGAAUCACUCAUAUUGAAGGUGGGUUUAUCCUACACAUUGGACAUGGCAUACUAACAGCACUCAGUACAUAGUUUCAUAAUUAAUUUUUUCUUAAUGAUUCUUGUUGGUUUAAAUGGGUCCAUCCUCAACUGAUAUUACAAUCAUUUGUCUAUUGAAAGAUAGAUAGAUAGAUACUUUAUUGAUUAUGAAGGAAAUUCAAAAUAAAGGAUAAAACCAUGCAUUAUCUCUUAAAUAACUAUACUUUUAGCAACCAUGCAAACAGUACGUGGGAUUGCUCAUUCUAGUGUGUUUCUAAAGGUGUUGAUAACCCGCUUGUACCUGUUGAAGUCCUUGGUGCAGAGCCUCCACCACCGGUUGCCAGUCACUGUCCCCCCAUGUUUCCCCCUGUCCCUCGCUCUCCUCCAAAGCUUCCAGGGUGAGUCUGUUCUCUUUUGCCUGCUCCGUGACGUUAGUGAGGGCCUUUUGGAUGUGUGUAACAGCAGUUCUGAGCUCAGAGCAGCCACAGUCACCGAUGGAGCUGUUCUGUUCUGUUCUGUAGAGGUUGUUGAACAGGUAGUCUACAUCAACGUCAAGAUCCGUAAGCCUCAGGCCUUGGACACUCAGGUUCCCCGCCAGCUCCUCCACUCUCUGUAACACCACCACCUUGGCCGCCUCCACCUCCAGUCCUGUCUCCAUGAACUGCACCUGACUGCGCCGUGACGUAGCGUUGAUUCGUUUGUCCUGGUCCCUGUAGAGUUCAUGAAGCUGCUGUACGUUUCCCGACACCACCUCCACAUCCUCCAGCAGUGUCUGCACCUGCAUCCACACAUUCAUUUAUUGCAUUGAGUGGUCACCAAAUGACUAUGCAACCAUGCAAGAAACAAGGAAAUGUCUCUUGAAAAUGAAAUAUAAAUUGUAAGUUGAAGAAAACUUUGAAUUCAAAAACAGGGAAAAUAAGAGAGGAAAUGUGGCUUGUGAGAGUACCUGCACUGUGUUGUUGACCACUCGGUUGUCGAGGCGUUCCACGGCACUCCACAGAGCUGAGGUCUCUGAGUCCAGGACUAGUUCUGACGAGGGCUGUUUAUGAUCUUGCAUAAGCUCAGACAGACUGCGGUUUAUAGCCUGGACAUUGACCUAGGGUCAGAUCUCAAAUGAAUUACUUACGAUCAUAGUUUAUAAACACUGACAUGUUGUAGUUUUUUUUCUCACAUUCAUGUCUGUCCUCAAUCUGGUCAGGUUGCUAAGCAGUAAUGCAUGGUGAGAUUCCAGCAGGUUGCGUUGCUGUUGCACUUGGUCCUGUGUCUCCCUCAGCUCCUGGUACACCUGCUCCAGUUUGUCCUUCUCUUCCAGGCCAUCUCUGCUCAGAGAGCUGGCUUGAAGGUCAGGAGGGGACAGACCCUUCAGCUCAGCCACCUCAUGAGUAAGUGCCCCCAGCUGGCUCUGCAUGUGCAUCAAAGAGCGGUUGAAGGCUUCUAGGAUGGGCUGCAGCUGGGACAUGACCAACGCCAUCAUGUGCGGCACUGGGAGGACAGUUGGAGUGUCCUGGUACCGAAGAGCCACAGGGUCCCUUCUGUCCCCUACAACUGUCCACAACUCACUGUGAGAUUCGUCAAAUUUAAUGUUAUGUCAACUAAAUUUUUGUCCAUAGUUUCAAUUCAGUUUAUAUUUGUAAUGCCUAAUAUGGCAAAAAAUGAUGUCACUGAUGGUUCCCAAUUAAAAUUAAAAGAAGGUAGAGUACGAGCAUGGAGGACCAGGGUCAGAGUGGAUGAUGUCACACAGACAAAAUACAACACCCCCCCUCCCCCAGAGGAAGCAGGACGUCCUGUGGAAGUUACUGCGUCUGUGAUGCCCUCUAUCACGUGUUAGGCAAGCACUACAUCAUCCACAGAAACCCCCCAUGGCAGCUGUAUACUACAGUAAGCAAUUCUUACAUAAUAUAUAUCUAAUAUAUUUCCAAAUGUAAGAGGGACUUUGUAAGUGUAGAAUUUGAUGCGACUGCCCAUGAGUAAUAGAAUACAGUGAAUAUCAGACUCACGUGGUGAAUGCAGAUUUGGGUCCUGUGAGCCCAUAAUGUGCUGUGCUGGGGUUUUGUACAUGGGUUCAGAGUGGAUAGUGUCUGGCAGAAGGCGGUGUUGAGUAUUUUGGAUGUAGUCCUGUCGGACAGAGUCCAGAAGUUGGGCAGGGGCCUCAGGUUCGUAGGUGUGGUUAGAUGAUUCAUGCGCAUCAUGUGAUGGUCUGUUUGGUUGGCUGGUAUGGUAUGACAGUCCCUGGUGGUCAUUCUGCUCCUGAUGAGGGUCCAUAUGCACCAUCUCCUCUGAUAAAAACAUAGUAAAAACAAAGUAAUUUACAUACAUUUUCUUUCAUACAUUGUUCCUAUGAGCAGGGUUAAAUCUCAGAUUUGACCUGUUACUUGGCCUAGUAAAGUGUCCUACCUGAAAAGUUGCAUAGUGCACCUUUAAGCUUAAAACAGAAAUAAGACUUUUAUUUUGGGAACCACUGACUUUAUGACCUCAGUGAGAAAAAAGCAGUCUGCCAGGUUAUUUUCAUAGCUUUCUAUAGUGCAGCAGAGUCCGGUGGCACUGCCCUGCUGACAUUUCACUAUACUGUCAACUUUAACCAUUUUAUUGUUUAAGAAACUCCCCUGGCUUUGAGUGCGACACUAGAAAGUGUUCCACCCUGUAAGAGGCAAACAUUUUGUAUAGUAGGUUGUAUUGUGAGUCACCGCCAUAUAUUUAAAGUUCCUGUUAUUGUGUCCAGUGAUGACUUAAUCACACUGACUUGAGCACAGGCGUUAGACUGGGCCUAUGUGAUGCUGGUUUGUGCGUGAGUAGAGCAGCUUACCUGAUCCAGGACCAUUGGGACUAUCCUCAGAGUGUCCACUGAAGGUUGGAUUGACCUGGGCACCUGAGACUAAAGAGGACAUUCAGGAGUUAGGAGAUACAAAAUUAGAAGUGACAGAGGACAUCCGUCCAAGGAUUUGUGAUAAACACUUAACUUUCCCACACACAGUCACAAUCUAAAUUAGGUUCCACUAUCAUUGGACAUGUAUAAAUAGACCUCCACAGGAAACCACUGUAUUCAGAGUUCACUGUUCUAAAGCAGGACAAAAUAACAAUCAACAAUAAUUUCCAAAAAUGGGAAUAUGUAAGUUAGAUAGAGUCCCUCUAGCCUGCUGAUUUGAGUUGGUGACUCAUAGCAUAGGCAUGUUCACUAGUGGUGCAUCAGAGAGAUACUGAAAUGGCCUUCUGCUUAGAUGAUGCUAUACCUGGUCAGACAGAGUCGGAUCUAUACCUGAGUGGUCACAAUUGGGUCCGGUGUAUCCGGGACAGCACUGCCAUAGCAGGGCAGUGACCUCUCUCAGAGUCUGCCUGUACAGGGGUCGCAUGGACAGCUUGUACCUGAAUAUAAAUAAACUUAAGUUUAGGGAUAUCCUGUAGGGAUUAACAAUUUUAAGGAAAAAUAUCAAAUUGCAUUUUUUUCCUGAAUUGUAUUUGGAAUAAGAUUUGCAAUUUACAUUUUAAUAAUACACAUUUUAAACACACACAGGAGCUAAACUACUGCUACAAGAAUUGCCUGCAUUUAAAGAUAUAUUUGUUUAAACUACAGGGUUAGCAGUGUUUUUUUACAAGAAUAUUUUUUGAUUGCAGACAAGUUAUGUUACUUAAGUAAUUUUAGCCUUUCCAAUUUUCUAAUUGCAUGGGAAAUAUAAUUUCAGUUUGAUUGCAAUAAAUGUUGCAGAUUUGUCCCAAUCUCAAGUAAUCAACACAUGUCUCUUAGUCCCUAUCUUUUUAAUAAGUGUCUGAAUAGGUCGAAAGCCAUUGUUUGAUUCUUAUAGAGAGUGGUUCUCAGUCUUAAGUACAUCCAUAGUUUUAAUUUAAUUUGUAUUUAUGUUGUGGUUUUGUUCUUGGAGUUUUUAAUUUGGUGAGACAAGCUAUUUUUGUAGCACUGUUUUAGUAUGAGACCAGAUUAGGAGGAAUUCCAAUUGUCUAUAUGACUACAUAUCCAGUAUGGCCUCAAUUCUUCUCUGAUGUGGGAGUACUCACAUGACGAGCUGACAGUCUGGGACGCCACUUGGACAUGGGCUCUGAGACUUGAUGGUGUACUGCUCUGUUCCAUUCCUCACUCUUCCAGUCACCACACGCUUCUGCACAACAGCGCACCAGUUUCUGCAACAUAUACAGAGCCACAGUUUGUUAACAUAUCUAUAACAGAUUCAGAUAUUCUUGGAAUUGCACAUUACAUCGACAGUGUAGUUGGGUGUAAGCUUCUGAUGUGUGUGAUUUAGUCUUUAGGCCAAAUGUUGUGGUUGACCCAUAAUGAAUAAUUUAAAUGUACUUUUGUUAUACGUUAUCAGUGCUAUAGUUGACGAUUCCAAAAGUAUACUGAUGCAAUCUACCUGAAUUCAAACAAAAAAUCUUUUGGUUAUUGGGUGACUGCAUUGUUCUUCUGUACAUUUCAUUGUUUGAUGCUUUAACUCAUCUGUCAUAGUGCACAUAACAGCUGGGUGAUGUUGUUAUGAGGACUGUUUAAAAGCAUUCAUGUAGUCAACCCAGAUCAUAAUCUCCAUCUCCUGAGCUUUACUUUCUUUCUCAAAGAAACUAGGAUGUAUGAACAGUGACUCUCUACAGCUGGCUAAAGUACUUCAAAUUCCUAUUAUUUUGUUAUCUAUAGAUUUGCAUGUUGUGGUUUGUAAUUCAAAGAUGCUGAUACUACAAUAGACUGUAAUAGAAUAUUGUACAUGUACUUCCUCUUUGUCAGAGAACACUUACUACUUACUAGUGCUUCUUUGUACUGACAAAUCUUUUAACAAACUCAGAUUUGUGUACAGACAGUCACAAAUGUAAAGGUGUUUGUGUAACUCACCCUGAUCUGGCUGGGACAUUUCCUUGUGGUGCUCCUCCGUGUGGGACAUUGUCCUUUAGUCCACUGCCUCCUCUGGGGUCAGCAGCCUCCAGUCCUCCGUCCUCCUGCUCCACCUCAGGGUCCCGGGCCCUCAGCUCAGAGUGGGCACUGAGUAGUAACCCCAGCAGCAGCAGCACUUGUCUCAUGUCUGGCUUCUGCUGAACGCUCCCCGCUCUCAGACUCUUCAAACUAGUGCAAGAAGGUUGGGGGAGGUAGGCCACACCUCCCACUUCCUCUGCCCCCCCAAACUAAGUGGGGGUUGGAUUUGUGGCUAGUCCGAAGAAGAGUUCUGCACAUUUUUGACGUAUCAGUGACCUAUAAUCUAUACUCCUUCAUUUUAUAUUUUAUUUUAUUUAUUUACAUUGAUGUGUGUGAGACAGUUAAGGAUUUGUUGUCUUCUUAUACACAUUCUUGUACAGAGGAGGUGAGCAGGAGCCCUUGUGUCUCUCCCUGGUUCAGUUGAGGUCACUUUUGGAGGUAGUGUGAAAUGUCACUGUUUGUCUCUUAGACUAAGCUUGUGAGAUUAUAUCUGAUGAAGAUGUAUGGACUCAGAUACUGGUUUUGCAAAGUUUCCAAAUGACAAUGUUUAUAGCCUAUUUAUAUUUAUGUAUUUGUAUCUAUGGUUUUUAUAUUGUGAUGUUCCUCAUCAUGUUAUUGUAAAGUUAUGAUAUAUUGUGCUGUAUGUCUCCAAUUUCCCUGUGUGAAUUGUAACAGCCCACAUUAUAAUGGCUGUGAGCUCUUCCUGUUGGUUUGAUAAGAGUAGAGGAAGCUCACAGCCCUGAGUCUCGAGCCACGUCCUUCCUGACGGCUUGACCUCUCCUCCACGGUGUUUCUGGCUUUUCCCAUGAGCAGCACACAGACUCAUCUCAUAUUUUGGCUGAUGGUUUGGAAAAGAGAAAGUUUAGAAGCUUGUUUCUGAACCAGACCUGGGGUUUUCCACCCAGAGGAGAGGGGAUUGUGUGGGGGCUGGGUGGGGGCUGUUUCCGAGGAUUGUUGUGGACUUGUGCUCAGGGGGUCAGCUGUGGCAGAGUGACGUUCUCUAAGUGAAAAGACUCUUCCUUAUACGUGAGUCUAAAGCUGUAACUGACAAAACUCAAGUCAUUUUGAGGAAGUAUGUACAGACAUGCUCCUGGGGGUUAUUUUCCUUAUUAUAGAACUCUUGGGUUAUUAUCUGUCUCAGCUUCCACUUGUUUUCAUUUGGGGAAAUAUUGUUCUGAAGAGUUCUGCUGCAUAACCACUAGAGAGCACUGUUGACAUUUUAGUUACAAUAAUAAUCUGACCAACAGAGUGAAGCAAAGAAAAGUAGAAUAUAACACAAUAAAUAACGAAAAGGCGUUGUUCAUAUUCGCUCCUGUAGGUGUCACCUGCCAUACAGACAAACACACCUACCUAACACGCUUACUUAGGUUUGCUUCAUAUUUAGGGUAAAUUUUCAAAAGUAUUUGUGCUGUUCAAAGUUUGAACAACAGUUUGGCAUUUUAACAAAGGCCCCACAACCAGUGCUAAUAAAAACUAGAAGAACAGGUCUAAUUACGCCCUGUUCUGAAUAGUCCCACACCCAUCUCUCUGGGUGUAUCAAAAGAGUAAUAAAACUCCUCCCCAUAAAGGUAUAACAUAUUAAUAAUGUCAUGAUGUUUAAACCUUUACAUGGUAGAUUUAAAGCAUGGAAUGAAGGUUUGUCCUUAUAAUUAUCAGAACUGGAGGGCUGCAUGUACCUUAGCACACACCAGUGUAUGUAAUGGCAGUAGACUUAAGUUUAGGAAUAAUAAUAAUAUUUCCGACAUUUGUCCAAAAUGCAGGCUACAGAAUUCAGAGGAAUACUGGCUGAUUGUGUGUGAUACCAUAAACAAGCUGCACUGUUCUAGCAGGAGAUAAAGAAUCCAACAGAGAAAAUUAUGUUGGAUUGUACAAUUUGUAGUGGAUUCUCAUUUACUAUCCCAGAGAGGCAACCUGAGUCUGCUGGUGACUAAGAGAUUCACCCUACUGUAGAGGAUGACACAAAGGUGGAUUUGAUUCUUCAAGGCUUCCUUAAUCUUAAUAAGGGCACAGCUUGAAAUAGGUGUAAAUAGAAUGAGUCAUCAAGAUUCUUAUGAUGGGAGGAGGGCCAUACCUAAAUAAAAACUUCAGAAGUGGAUUAACAGGUCUGCCCUGUGUCUCCUGUUCAGAGAAGGUGGACCUUAUAAAAGCUCUGCACAGUUCCUACAUAGCAGCCACAGAGACCCACAGAGACCCACAUAGCACAGAGCACAGGGCACCCACAGGACACACCAACCAUGGCAAACUUUCUGUCCGGAGCAUUAGGGGGCCAGGGCAUUGCAAGGAUGGUUGGGGAAAAAGCAGGUGACUUUGUGGAAGAUGCAAUAAAUAAAGCUAUGGGUGGAAAUGAAAAGGAAUCCCAGGGAGAUAAGGGCAGUGCAGGAGGUUCAGGGGGCUUCGAUGUGGGAGACGUGCUUAGCUUUGGGGACAACAAAGAGAAGAAAAGCGGUCUGGAUAUAGGGGAUGCUCUGUCCUUCGUGGGAGACUCAAAGGACACAGACAAACGAGAGGGAGGUUUGGAUCUGUCUGGAAUUGCCGGCAACUUAUUCAAAUAACCUGCACUGGAAUGAUGGGGCUGUAAUGGCUGUGGUUUAACACUGAUUUAACCACCACACACCCCAAAUUCAACACAUCCCUACAGGUGUCUGCACUGUAAUGUGUAUCAGUGUAUUGUAAUAGAGUUGUCAUAUCACUGUUCAUAAUGCAUGGAAGAAUAAAAUAUUUAUUAUUGUUAA
Boleophthalmus pectinirostris (great blue-spotted mudskipper) is the source of this 13794-nucleotide messenger RNA. It is a transcript of the gene ccdc180, whose product is annotated as coiled-coil domain containing 180. The record is from RefSeq and is a predicted model, not a curated record. The coding region runs from base 348 to 4469 and encodes 1373 amino acids. The transcript has 41 exons. NCBI's taxonomy places the organism in Eukaryota, Metazoa, Chordata, Actinopteri, Gobiiformes, Gobiidae.